UCACCAGCAUAUUCUUCUUCAUUCCUAGAUGGGUGCUGAUCUGAUAAUAAAGUUUUUAUUGCUGGGUGUAAUCCACUUGCUUUUCGUCCGAGGAAACAAAGGUUGCUUUGAAGAGGAGAAGAAGGGCCUUCUCGAAUUCAAAGCUUUUGUUAAAUCAGAUGGCGAUGAUGCUGGCCAUCUUCUCUCCUCAUGGGUUAAUGACCCAGAGGAUGACUGUUGUAAAUGGGAGAGGGUCGGUUGUGACUCCACCACUGGCCAUGUGAUCAAGCUCUCCCUCAGCAACACCAGGCAGUUUGAUAGUUUUUUUGACUCCAAAUACAAUUGGUAUUUAAAUAUCUCCUUGUUUGAGCCAUUUAAGGAGCUAAGAAGCCUCAAUUUAUCCCUCAACGUAAUUGCUGGUUGGAAACAGAACAAAGAGUUAUCUGUUCUCGAGAACAUAGAAGAGUUGGAUUUAGGAUCCAACAUACUGGGUGGCUCGUCAGCAGCACAAGGUACAGGAAUCAAUAGUACUAGUUCUUUCACUCAGCCUGGGUUCCUUCGAGCCCACCCAGGCGCUGGGUUCCUCGUGAACCCAGCGCCUGGGUUCGCAAGGAACUCAAGCAUGCUGGGUUCGCCUGGGUUCGCACCGAACCCAGCACGCUUGUGUUCGGUUCCUUGCGAACCCAGCAUGCCUGGGUUUGGUGCGAACCCAGCAUGCCUGGGUUUGGUGCGAACCCAGCACGCUUGGGUUCGGUUCCUUGUGAACCCAGUGCCUGGGUUCGCAAGGAACCCAAGCGUGCUGGGUUUGCGUUUGGGUUCCUACAAACCCAGCACGCUAGGAACCCAAAUGAAGAAGGCAAGGCAAGGCAGUUGCUGGGUUAUUGUAGGUGUUGGGUUCGAUUUUUCAAUUUCGAAUGCUAGGUUUUUGCAGGUGCUGUGUUCGUUUGCAGAUAUUGUUGCAAUUUUGGGCACGCUCCCAUCCCUAAAAUUGCUUGACCUUUCAAGCAACUCGUUAGGAGGACCCCUUUAUAACAAAGAUUUGGGUUACCUGAGCAAUUUGGAGGUGCUUAAUUUGAGUCAUAAUAGCCUAAGUGGAAACUUGCCAAUUCAAGGUUUUACAAGAUUGGAGAUAUUAGAUUUGAGCUGGAAUCAAUUCAGCGGUGGUAUUCCUCCAUCUAUUGGGGCACUUCAUUCUUUGAAAGCAUUGUCUUUGUCUAACAAUCAACUUAAUGGCUCCUUACCAAUUCAUGGUAUGUGUGGAUUGAAGAGGCUUCAAGAGUUGGAUCUCAGCCGAAAUAAUUUUGAAGGGACACUUCCUCCAUGGCUAAACAAUUUGACAUCUCUUAAACUUUUAGAUCUCUCUUACAACCUUUUCACUGGAAACCUUUCUUCAAAUUUGAUACGAAACCUCCCCUUAUCCCUUGAAUUCAUUGACCUUCGUCAUAACUUUUUUGAAGGCUUAUUCUCCUUCAACGACAUUGGAAAUCAUUCCAAGCUUAAGGUUUGUAUGCUCACGGGAUACAAAGAUAGACUAAACAUUGAUACUCAAAAUCCUGGUUGGAUCAAUCUGUCAUUUCAACUCAAAGCAUUGGUACUCUCUGAUUUGAAUCUAAACAGUGUUCCAAAGUUUCUAUUUUACCAACAAAGAUUGAGAGUAAUUGAUCUUUCCCACAACAAGUUGAAAGGAGAGUUUCCUGUUUGGUUGCUACAAAAUAAUCUUGACCUCAAAUUUAUGAAUCUCAGAAAUAACUCUUUUGCUGGUCAAUUCUAUUUGCCAUAUCGAUUAGGAAAUAUGGUUUGGCUUGAUCUGUCAGAGAAUCAAUUCACUGGGAAGUUACCAAAAGAUGUUGGCGACAAGCUUCCUAGCUUACAAUAUCUUAAUUUGUCUUUGAAUCAUUUUGAAGGUGCUCUCCCAAGUAGUCUUGGAAACAUGCAUGAUUUGUUGGGGUUGGAUUUGGCCUUUAAUAAUUUCUCAGGAGAAAUCCCUAAGGAAUUGGUUGCAAGGUGUAGCAAUUUGGAACAUUUGAUAGUAUCCCACAACAGACUUGGUGGCAAAAUCUUUUCAUCUGAAUUCAACUUGAGUAAUUUGUUUCAGUUAGAGCUUAACAACAAUGAAUUCACUGGAAGCCUAUUGAAUGUGACACUUGAGAUGUUGGGCAUAUUAGAUGUUAGCAACAACAACAUGACAGGUCAAAUUCCCACCUGGAUUAAUAAGGGUCUAAUCCCAAAGACAAUAUGUUUUUUGAAAGAAAUAAGCAUAAUGGAUCUUUCUAGCAACUCUUUCUCUGGUACAAUACCUUCCUGUCUUCAAAAUUUAACCUUUGGGGGGAUGGAGAAUUAUGGUAAAACUCUUGCACAAGAUCAAUUGCAAAUUUCAAACACAUUCACUGAUGAAAAUCACAUAUAUGGAGAUCUCUUGAGGAAGAAUUUGAACCUGCUCAUAGAUAUUGAGGCUGCAGGACUGAAUGAGAUUUACUUGGUUGAUAAAAACAGGGGUAGCUCUUACAAGGGUAGUAUAUUAAAUUUCAUGUCUGCUCUUGACAUGUCUUGUAAUGAUUUAACUGGAGAAAUCCCUCAAGAGAUUGGAAAGUUCACUCAGAUUCAUGCAUUAAACUUUUCUCAUAAUCGAUUGAUGGGUCUUAUUCCAGUCACCUUGUCUAAGCUAUCCCAGAUUGAAAGCUUGGACCUUUGUUGCAACAAUCUAAGUGGAAAUAUCCCUCCUGAGUUAACGAACCUAAACUUCUUGGAGGUCUUUAAUGUGUCACACAACAACUUAUCUGGCCAGAUUCCAAUGAUGAAAGCACAGUUUUCAACAUUUGAGAAGAGUAGCUAUGAAGGAAAUCAAUUUCUUUGUGGCCCACCAUUGGAGAAAUGCUGUCUCAUUAAUAUUGAGACACCAUACUUGGAAUCAUCGCCUUUGGGUGCAACAAAAGGGAAUUGGCCUCGAUGGGUGAGAUUCUUGGAUUUGGUAUUCUUCGAGUUCUCAAGUUGUUGAUGAAAAUUUUUAAUGGCUAUCCUACUCUUCUAUGUAGUUCUUGCGUGUUUCUAUGAUGUUGAGUCAAUUAAACAAAAGUUCUUGCCUAUCUAGACUAUGUAGUCAUUUUAGUCCUUUGGUCAUGAUAACUCUUUAGUUAUUGUGUAGCCCUUAUGUAAAUUUCUAGUUCUUGCGCUUUAUAUACUAUGUAAUGAAUUUAAGACAUCUCU
Molecule: messenger RNA, 3183 nt
Organism: Rubroshorea leprosula
Lineage: Eukaryota; Viridiplantae; Streptophyta; Magnoliopsida; Malvales; Dipterocarpaceae
Source: the annotation of a GenBank genome assembly